This is a messenger RNA of Paramecium octaurelia, 501 nucleotides long. The record is from the annotation of a GenBank genome assembly. Lineage: Eukaryota; Ciliophora; Oligohymenophorea; Peniculida; Parameciidae.
AUGUAAUACAACAAUGAUUCGAGUGUAGAAAUCAUUUUAGUUGAAAAUGAAAAAUCAAUUAGUAUUGAAGAGUCAAAAAAUAACAAAGUUUAGAUAAAGAAGUUAUUUCAACAAGGAAUGGAUUUGAUUAAGAAGGACGAAGUUCUAAAGGGUAGUUCGUAGAUUUAUGAAUUGGCCAAGAGGAAACUUAUAAGUUGGAAGAAGUAUUUGAAAGGGCUGAUGAAAUAGCAUAAGGAUGAGAAGAUCUUUGAGUUAUUGGAGAAGAAGAGGAAGGCUUUGAGCUAGUACGAAAGAAGUGGAAUUCACCCGGAUGUUGUAGUGAAGAAGGGAUAUUGGGUUGUUUUCAUAGAGUAUAGAUGGGAGUGCAGGAAAUGCAAAAGACAGUUUAUGGAGGAUAAAUAUGCGAAGAAACAUAUGGCGAAAAAGUGUUUUAAGGGGGAAUCUAGAGAGAAACCAGAAGAGAAACAAGUUAUAAUAAAGAAGAUAUUCAAGAGAGCGUGA